Messenger RNA from Kazachstania africana CBS 2517, 918 nucleotides. RefSeq names its product NEDD8-activating protein UBA3 (gene UBA3). The transcript has a single exon. NCBI's taxonomy places the organism in Eukaryota, Fungi, Ascomycota, Saccharomycetes, Saccharomycetales, Saccharomycetaceae. Bases 1 to 918 code for a protein of 305 amino acids. Gene Ontology annotation, biological process: protein neddylation. The record is from RefSeq and is a predicted model, not a curated record. Gene Ontology annotation, cellular component: nucleus; cytoplasm. Gene Ontology annotation, molecular function: NEDD8 activating enzyme activity.
AUGGAAUGUAAUGUCUUGAUAUUAGGUGCUGGUGGGUUGGGCUGUGAAAUACUGAAAAAUUUGGUCAUGCUAAAUGUUUCUCACAUUCACAUCAUCGAUAUGGAUACCAUCGAAUUGACAAAUUUAAACAGACAAUUCUUAUUUAAUGAUAAUGAUAUUGGGAAGCCAAAAUCUUUAGUCGCAUCGGAGUAUAUUGAGAGAGAAUUCAAUGUGCCUGUGCAACAUUUUGUGGGGGAUCUAACUCACUUAGACGAAGAGUUCUAUAAGCAGUUCGAUUUCAUCAUAUCUGGAUUAGAUUCUAUCCAACCUCGUAGGUUCAUUAAUGAAAUGAUUAUAAGAAUAGCGAAGGCUACAAGUUUUCAAAAAUGUAUAACUCUCAUUGACGGUGGAAUGGAAGGUUUGAAAGGGCAUAUCAAGACGAUAAUACCGGGGAUUACUGCAUGCUGGGAAUGUUCAUUGUCAACACUGCCGAAUAAGGACGCAUCACAGGACAUGGUACCGAUGUGUACUAUUGUUAACAAUCCAAGAAAUCUUCAGCACGUUAUAGAGUAUGUCAUUAAUGUAAUGGUACCUGUAGACAAAUUGAACCUAGAUGAUUCAAGGGACACGAAACUUCUCUUCGACGAAUGCAUGAAAAGAGCUCAAAAUUUCAGCAUAGAUACCACUGAAUUAACUGUCAGUUAUAUGCUUGGAAUAAUCAAGAGGAUUAUACCCAGUGUUAGCACAAUGAAUGCCAUGGUAGCUGCUGGUUGUUGCAAUGAGCUAGUCAAGAUAUAUCAUGAUCUAAUAGUCAUCGAUGAAAAAACCGGCUCUUUAAAAUCGAAUAAUUUUACAGUCAUCAACGGCUCGAGUGGAUGUUACAGUUAUAGCUUCCAGUUUGAAAGAUUACCAGAUUGUACCGUGUGUUCAGAUCUUUGA